UCCUUUUCCGGUCAUCCAGCGAAUAGAUGGCCGUGUUAUAUUUUUGUGGUUGAGAAAUCCACAAUAAUCCUGCAAAUUUAUCAAUAAUAUUCAACAUGUCUCAAGAGCAGAUGACACUAAGGGGUACCCUCCAAGGCCAUGGAGGUUGGGUUACCCAAAUUGCUACGAAUCCACAGUACCCAGACACGAUUUUGUCGGCAUCUCGAGAUAAAAAUUUGAUUUUAUGGAAACUGACUCGUGAUGAAACCAACUAUGGUAUCCCAUUCAAAUCGCUGCAUGGACAUGGACAUUUUGUCAGUGAUGUCGUCCUGUCCUCAGACGGUCAGUUUGCUUUGUCUUCUUCCUGGGACAAAACUCUGAGACUUUGGGAUUUGGUCGAAGGCAAAACGACAAAGCGAUUUGUUGGUCAUGAGAAGGAUGUUAUGAGUGUGGCAUUCUCUGCGGACAAUCGGCAGAUUGUAUCCGCUUCUCGGGACAAGACCGUCAAGCUCUGGAACACCUUGGGAGUGUGCAAGUACACCAUCCAGGAGGACAGCCAUAAGGACUGGGUCUCGUGUGUGCGUUUCUCACCCAACUCGUCCAACCCCAUCAUUGUGUCGGCUGGAUGGGACAAAGUUGUGAAGGUGUGGAACUUGACCAACUGCAAGCUGAAGACUAACCACUACGGCCACACCCAGUUCCUCAACUGUGUGACCGUCUCCCCUGACGGGUCUCUGUGUGCCUCUGGAGGAAAGGAUGGGCAAGCAAUGCUGUGGGAUUUGAAUGAAGGCAAGCACCUGUACACCUUGGAUGGAGGCGACCACAUCAACGCGAUGACGUUCAGUCCUAACAGAUACUGGCUGUGUGCUGCUACCGGACCUAGCAUCAAGAUCUGGGAUUUGGAAGGCAAGAUUAUCGUGGAUGAGCUUAAACCUGAUGUGUUGACCACGGCUGGUAGUGGCCGGGAACCACCGCAGUGUCUCUCUCUUGCAUGGUCCGCAGACGGUCAGACUCUGUUUGCUGGAUACAGUGACAACCUUGUUAGAGUCUGGCAGGUGUCGAUGGCUGCAAAAUAGACUAAAAGAGACAGACAGACAUACGAUAAAAAAAAUAACAAACCUGAAGCCAUGGACAUGUGUUAAAACGUGAAUCCAUUGUUCUCCAAAAUAAUAAAUUUUGGAAUGGGA
Messenger RNA from Gigantopelta aegis, 1166 nucleotides. RefSeq names its product guanine nucleotide-binding protein subunit beta-2-like 1. Gene Ontology annotation, molecular function: ribosome binding; translation regulator activity; protein kinase C binding. The record is from RefSeq and is a predicted model, not a curated record. Lineage: Eukaryota; Metazoa; Mollusca; Gastropoda; Neomphalida; Peltospiridae. Gene Ontology annotation, cellular component: cytosol; nucleus. The transcript is spliced from 7 exons. Gene Ontology annotation, biological process: positive regulation of protein phosphorylation; rescue of stalled cytosolic ribosome. Bases 96 to 1055 code for a protein of 319 amino acids.